GACCCGUGGUUGCCCGCUGUGGCGUCGCCCCCGAAACCUCUCGGUUUCAUCUCGGGGUCCGGGCGCGGGGUCCCCACUGGCGUCUGCGCGUGGCAGGGGGCGGCUGGGAUUUACGAGGCGGCCCUGGGGUGACGGAGGCCCCUUCGGAGUGCGCACAGGUGCUCGGGCGCCCUCUGGCGGCCGCGGGCCUGACCUUCCCUCGCUUCUUUGCAGGGACCUGGGUGCCGGACCAUGGGACCCCCGAGCCGGGAAACCUGGGCCCAGCGCCUGGGUGCCUUCCGGGCCAGCCCGUCCGCCUUCAUGGCCGGUCCGGAGGGUGAGGAUCUGGGUCGUGACCUGCUGAGCGAACUGAGAAGUGAGAAGCUGAGCGAACAGACCAAGGUUUCCUUGCUGGCCCUGAGCCUGGAGUACCCAGCCCAGCUGUGGCCGGACGCCGCUGCGGCCGAGGCAGCCGCCACCUCCCUGUUGGACACCUUGGUCCUUCUGCCCCCACGGCCCUCAGCCCUGCGGCGGCCCCUGCUGCUGGCGGCCACCACAGCCCUGGCGGCCGGGGAUGCGCUGGGCCCCACCUCGGGAGCCUCCCGCCGGCUCCUGCCCCUACUUCUUGGCUUGGCCUCGGGCCGCGAUCUGGGCCGAGGCUUUGGCCCCGCCUCGGAGCAGCGCCCCCUGCAGGCCACAGCGUGUGAGUGCCUGCGGGAGCUGGAGAGCUGCAAGCCUGGGCUGCUGGGGGGCUACCUGGGGCUGCUACGGAGCCUGCUGGGGCAGGAAGGCCCGGUCCAGCCGCUCAGCCUGCUGCUGGCACUUGCUCUGCGCAACACCUUGGUGAUACAGGCCAGGGCGAGGGCCGGCCUGCAGGGCCUGCUUGUGGCCGGGGAUACACCCGCGGCAGGUGGUCCCUGGAACUGGACACUAGCUGAGGACGGGGAUGCCCACCUUCAGCCCCAGGCACCCAGCUGGCCGGCUGCCGAGGAGGAGGCGUGUGGCCUUGCAGUGCUGGAGCCCAGUCCUGAGGAGGCCCGGGAGCUGCGGGCUGCUGUGGCCCAGCUUCUGGACACUUCCUACCUGCUCACUCCUGUGGCUCAGGCCCAGCUUCUGUGGCUGCUGGGCUGGGCUUUGCGGGGGCUUCGGGGACAGCCGCCAGUGCUCUUCAAGCCACAGUUGGUACGGCUACUGGGCACGGCCCAGCUGACGCUGCUGCACGCCGUUCUGGCGCUCAAGGCGGCCUUUGGUGAAGCCCUGUUCACAGCCCAGGAUGAGGCCUUGCUGCUCCGCCGGCUCACCUUGGCCGCCCAGCACCCAGCCCUGCCCCUGCCCGCCCAUCUCUUCUACCUGCACUGCCUGCUGAACUUCCCUGAGAACUGGCCUCUAGGCCCCACAGGAGAGGAGACGGCCCCCCUGCUGCUAGGGCCCCGGCUGUGCCGUGGCCUCCUACCCAGUCUCCUGCAUGACCCGUCGGCCCUCCUGGCCCACCUGCAUCUGCUGUGUUUGUUCUGUGCGGAAGACGAAGAAAAGGAGGAGAAAGGCCAGGAUUGGUGUCCCCAGCAUUACCUGGGGGAGCUGCUGGCUGGCCUGCGGCAGAGGGCAGCCCUGCAUGGGGGCCCCCGGGCCUUGGCCACUCUCUGCUUCCAGGCCUCCUACCUGGUGGUUCACUGCCUAGCCACGCAACCUACGGUGCUGACACCGUUGACCCACGGACUGGCCCAGCUGUACCGCGCCCGGCCUGCCCUGGCUCCCCAUUUCGUGGAUCUCUUGGAUAGGGUGGGCCCUGAACUGGGGGAGCCCCUGAGAGCGGCCUUGCGGCAGGAAGUGGUGUCCAGGCCAGGCAGGGACGAGGCCCUUCGUUGGCACCUGCAGAUACUGUCCAAAGUGGCAGACGGGAAGGCUCCAAGUGCCACCCUAGGCUUCCUGCGUGCGGCGGCGGCCCACUGCUCGGACUGGGGCCUCCAGCAGGCGCUGCUGCAGGUCUGCCGAGCUCUGCUGCGCGCGGGGGUUGCGGAAGGCCUGGCCGACUUGCUGCAGGCACUGGCCAGACAGUUGGAGGACCCUGAUGGGCGGGACCACGCACGCCUCUACUACAUCCUCCUGGCCCACCUGGCGGGGCCCAAGCUGGGGGUGGCCCUGGGCCCCUCGCUGGCCGCCCCUGCAUUGACCUCCUCACUGGUGGCCGAGAACCAGGGCUUUGCCGCGGUGCUGAUGGUGCAGGAGGCCCCGGCCCCGAUGCAGCUAAGUGUGGGGCCCCGCAGAGCGGCGGGCCCGGUCCCAGUGCUGCAGCUGCAGGUGGAGGUGCUGGAGCCUCUGUACUCCGUGGAGCUGCGCUUCCGCGUGGAAGGACAGCUGUACGGGCCCCUGGGCGCGGUCCACGUGCCCUGCCUGCUCCCGGGCCGCCCCUGCCGGCCUCUGCACCUGCCGCUGCGGCCGCGUCGCCCCGCUCCCGCGCAGCUGGCCGUGCGCGCCCUGUUCGCCACCCCCGCUGGCCUCACGUGCCAUGCCCACCUGCCGCCCCUGCUGGUGAACUUCGCCGACCUUUUCCUGCCUUUCCCCCAGGCCCCCGACGGGGACAACCAGGGCUUCUUUGAGGAGCUCUGGGACUCCUGCCUGCCAGAGGGCGCCGAGAGUCGCCUCUGGUGCCCUCUUGGGCCACAGGGGCUGGAGGCCUUGGUGGCCCGCCACCUGGAGCCCUUUGUGGUGGUGGCCCAGCCCCCCACCAGCUACCAUGUGGCCAUCCGCCUGCCCCCAGCCUCGAGGCUGUUGUUGCGACUGGAGGCGGCCCAGGGGGACGGAGUGCCCGUGGCCCUGCGGACUGAUGACUGGGCCGUGCUGCCCAUGGCCGGGGACUACCUCCGUGGGCUGUCAGCCGCUGUCUGAACCGGGAGGCCAGGCCAGACCCUGAGCCGGUCUUGCCCAAAGGAGGGCACCGAGGGCCAGGACACAGUCCUGUGGCUCUUUUCUUAAAAAAAA
Molecule: messenger RNA, 2958 nt
Organism: Leptonychotes weddellii (Weddell seal)
Lineage: Eukaryota; Metazoa; Chordata; Mammalia; Carnivora; Phocidae
Source: RefSeq, a predicted model, not a curated record